This is a messenger RNA of Suillus clintonianus, 945 nucleotides long. RefSeq lists its product as uncharacterized. The record is from RefSeq and is a predicted model, not a curated record. NCBI's taxonomy places the organism in Eukaryota, Fungi, Basidiomycota, Agaricomycetes, Boletales, Suillaceae. The transcript is spliced from 11 exons. Bases 1 to 945 code for a protein of 314 amino acids.
AUGUCGCAGCUGCUCGAUUGCAGUAUUCCUAUCUGGCCUACACAACUCGGGCGGUACACCGAAAUGGCACGGUCACCGGAUUCUCUACAGCGCAACUAUGACAUCGACAUGAUGCAGAUCGAAUUGCCUCAGUCCGAGAUGCACGGGGGUUGGACCGAGCUGGUUCACCCGUCAGGAGCCGUAUACAACUACAAUGCGGGAAUGAAAACAUUCGCCGAAAUGAACUUGAGGACUUGUUCAGAGGAACGGCUCCGGAGGCUUGAGUCCUGGGUCAGAGCGUCAAGAGCCAAGCUAAACGGAAAGGGAUAUUUGCUAGUCGUGGAGCCGAUCGUAGUGCAAGAGAAGGAAGUCUAUCCGUACUAUUACGUCGUCCCAGAAAAUCAUAUCAUUACCUGGGUGGAGCCAGUGAAUGGCUACCUUCUUUUCCAGGAAUCUAUGGCAUCGCACUGGAAUCAUAAAAGACUCGAACUGGAGGCUCAAUUUUGGAAACAUGCCGAAUAUUUUCCUCACGAAAUCACAAUACCCCUCUCCGAAGUAAGAGCUUUGCGAAUUCAGCUGAACUGGUAUCGCGUAGAAGCAUUGGCCAUUGAACAGUCAACAGCGGCUUCAAUAUUCUGGACUCUGGACCAGAUGAAGGAAAUGACCGAUGAGCUGAUCAUUGCUGGCACUGCCCAGGCUAAAGCUCAAACCACCGUGGCAAGUGUCAUCAUGGCCGUCAACGCCAGCAUCCUUGCUGUCCCAGGUUUGGGCACGCAACUUACCACGAAAACGAUGUGCUCUAUCUCCUUCGUUCUCAGUUUCUACUGUAUUAUCGGUUAUGCGUUCUAUGUGGGUUCCCUCGCUCGAGAAGAGGUUAUCAAAGGUCGCUACCCACCCCCCAUGGAUGCUGGGUUCUGCAGCGUUGCAUUGACCACGCUUCGGACCACCAGCGCAUCCAGCUUGUGA